Molecule: messenger RNA, 1119 nt
Organism: Caenorhabditis remanei
Lineage: Eukaryota; Metazoa; Nematoda; Chromadorea; Rhabditida; Rhabditidae
Exons: 9
Coding region: 1-1119 (372 amino acids)
Source: RefSeq, a predicted model, not a curated record
AUGAUUUUUUUCUCUAUCGUCUGUUAUUUUCUUGCUACUUUUGGUGUGGUCAACGGUGAUUGUGCUCCAGGAGAUGUGAAGAAUACACAAGAAAAUUGUGUUCAUGUUGAGAAUUUAGCUUCAACUUGGCAAGAAGCGGAAAACUUCUGUGUUGCCCAUAAUGGACAUUUGGCUUCAGUCCACAAUGCUUUCGAUAUGACAUCGUUGAGAAAAGUUGCUGGAAUUUGCACUAACUUUUGGUUAGGAGGUCAAUGUCAGGCAGGAAGCAAUUGUAAAUGGGUUGAUGGAACAGAUUUCGAUUAUAAAAACUUCAGAAACGGAAAUCAAGGAUCAGAUAAUUGUGUGGUUGCAGACACCAAAUCUGGAACCUGGUCUACUCAACCAUGUACGGCCACUAGCUGCAUUGCAUGUGAAAUAAAAGGAGCAAUGCAAGACUGUCAAGAUUGGAUGAAGGCCGGUUAUACAGAUUCCGGAAAGUACACAAUUCUAGUGAAUGGAAAGGAAACGGAAGUUUGGUGUGACAUGCAAACAUAUGGAGGAGGAUGGAUUCUUUUUCAAAAUCGACUCGACGAUAGUGAAAGCUAUUGGGACCGAAAAUGGGACGAAUACAAAAAUGGAUUCGGAGAUACUGAUGAAAAUGUGAAUUUCUGGUUGGGAAACGAGGCUUUGUAUACGUUGACAAAUAACAAACACGUGACUUUGAGAGUUGAGAUGUAUGGAGAUAGAACUCCAAACUCUAAAAAUGCAACAGACUUCUGGUUUGGUCACUAUUUCGAGUUCAAGGUAGGCCCAGAAACUCAAAACUAUCCACUUGUAAAUCUCGAAAUGGAUUGGGCGCAUCCGAUUGGAAAUGCAUCAACUGCUUGGUAUGACCUGACUUGUUCAAUUGGAUCCCCAUUCUCUACAGUUGACAAUAUCCACGACCCCGUAAAGGAAUGCGUGACGAAAUUCCAGAUGGGCGGCUGGUGGUUGAAAAAUUGUGCCCUUUCGACUCUCAACGGGGCGUAUACACCGAAAGAUUGGAAUAAUGGAUAUGGAAUGUUCUGGAUCUGGGAUGGAAGCGAUACUAUCUUGCAUCCACGAAAGACUCGCAUGUUGCUCAGAAAUACUGUUGUUUGA